GGACAAUUUCCAAUGAGCGCUAGAUGGGUACUGCACAAAACAUAUAAACUGACCAAAAUCGCUCAUAUAUGACCAUGGAGGGGGAAACCUUGGAAUGUACGAGAUGCGGUCUGUCAAUUAUGCAAUGUUGCAGAAUUUGUUGCGAUCCAUACCUUCCUUUCAUUUAGACCUAAAAUGAUGAAACAGGUUCGAUACAAAUCAAAACGCUCAAAAUCAAACCAUUACUUGGGCGUAGAGAAUAAACUAAAGCAUAUUUUCAACAUGCAUCUUAAUUAAUCUCUUCCUAACAUAUGUGUCUAUGAACACUUCUCUCUCGUACACAUUGAACUCAAGCUCCAGACAAAUUUGGUCCUCAGUGAAAUAGAAUCCAUGGUUCUAUUUUCCUACAGGUUUCGUGGUUCUAUGGUGACUUUUACCAAGAAACCAAAGUGUCAAAACAAUAUAAGAGGUUAUGGGUUAUGGUUGUUUUUAAAUAUUUGGAAAGUGGAAACGUGAAUUGUUUUGUGGAAACUAUAAGAAACAUAGUAGAUUACACAAUUCAAGAAUGCCCGUUUGUUCAAUUCAUUGUGGUAGAAAUGCUGUACUCAAACGACCUAAAACCGGAGAUGCAUUGUGUAAAGAAUGUUUCUUCGAGGCAUUCGAAAGUGAAAUCCAUUUCACAAUUACUAGAGCAAAAUUAUUCAAGCCGAAUUCAACUGUAGCAAUUGCUGCCUCUGGAGGGAAAGAUUCUACAGUGUUGGCCUAUGUCAUGAAGAUGUUGAAUGAAAAGUAUAAUUAUAAAUUGAAGUUGUUCCUUUUGUCCAUUGAUGAGGGAAUUACAGGGUACAGAGAUGAUAGCUUAAAUACUGUUAAACAAAAUAGAGAUGAUUAUGAAAUGCCACUGAAAAUUUUAUCAUACAAGGAUUUGUAUGGAUGGACCAUGGAUGAAAUUGUUGCAGAGAUAGGCCGGAAAAACAACUGCACUUUCUGUGGAGUAUUUAGAAGGCAGGCCUUGGAUAGAGGAGCACAUUUACUGAAAGUAGAUUGUCUUGCCACAGGACACAAUGCUGAUGAUAUUGCGGAAACAGUAUUAAUGAACAUUCUGAGGGGAGAUGUAGCUAGAUUGAAUAGAUGUACUUCGAUAGUUACAGACAAUGGGGAUGGUAUACCCAGAGUGAAACCAUUAAAGUAUACAUAUGAAAAAGAAAUAGUCAUGUACGCUUAUUUUAAAAAACUGGUGUACUUUUCCACAGAAUGUGUUUUUGCACCAAAUGCGUAUAGAGGACAUGCUAGGAUGCUUUUAAAAGAUAUGGAAAAGAUUGAUCCAUCUGUAAUAAUGAAAAUAAUCCAAUCAGGUGAAACAUUAAAAGUAAAGUCAACAGCAAAGCUUCCAACACUAAUGAAUUGUACAAGGUGUGGAUAUAUUUCAUCUCAAGAAACUUGUAAGGCCUGUGUUUUACUAGAGGGAUUGAAUAAGGGAUUACCUAAGCUAGGCAUAGGUAAAUCAAGCAAAGUAAAAAAAGCUUUGGAUGACAUCCAGCAAAACGAUUCUCUAUGCUGUUCUGCCAGGGGGAAUUCUAAUGUAAAUAAUAUUAAAGAUUUAAAGGAUAAAAAAUGUUUAUGUCUUGGAUCACAAAAUGUACUAUCUGUACAAAUAGAUGAAAUAUCUUUAGAAAAGUUAACAGUAGAAUAAUUCAAAAUGUUUCACGAAUUGAAGGAAAUUAAAAUAUUUACAAUACAUAUGCUACUGAUUUCUUUUCUAUUAUCGCUCGACAUACUGGACAGUUUCCAGAUAUAUCUAUGGAACAAUCUUCACAAAGACACACGUGCCCACAUGGAAGAAGGAUUAUCUCUUUAGGAUUAGUUUUGCAAACAACACAUAGCUGAUUUUCUGGUACAUCUUCAUCUCUCAUUAUUCGCCUCCUUUCUCUUCUGGAUUCCUCUAGCUGUUUUUUCCU
This is a messenger RNA of Acanthoscelides obtectus, 1937 nucleotides long. The record is from the annotation of a GenBank genome assembly. NCBI's taxonomy places the organism in Eukaryota, Metazoa, Arthropoda, Insecta, Coleoptera, Chrysomelidae.